ACCGAAUAUUCCAACAACAAUAUCAUUUUACCGAGCUGUACGUAAAGCACAAGAUUAUCUGGUUAGAAGAUAUAUCGCGCAUGGUUCGCAUUUAAUCGAUGUUCCCGGUCCAAAUCUCUUAACACCAUUGGCUAACGCUGUGCUGAUUGGGAAUAAGGAUAUCGUUGAAAUAAUUAUCAAUGCCAAAGCUGAUAUUAACUCAGGUUGUCCAUUAAUCAGACGUACUCCAUUGCACAUAUCAAUGCUUCAUGGCCAUGUCACAAUCGGAAAGCUUCUUAUCGAUCGUAAAGCUGACAAAUCAUUAAAGGACACCAUCGGACUGAAUCUGGUGCACUAUGCUAUAAACGGCGGACAUUUCAAUGCUAUUCGAUUCGCACUGGACAAUGCGGAAGAUGACGCUCUUAUUGAACAAAAUCAAUUCGGAGGAAAUAUUUUGAUUUAUGCGAUAUUCAUGAGGUGUCACGUGAAAAUAAUCAAAUUGUUGAUUGGUUACGAUCAUCGAAUAAAAACAUCAAGCGAACAGAAAACUGAAGCGCUACAUCUAGCUGAUAUAACCAACCAAUGUGAAACACUGGCAUAUCUUCAGAAAAGUUUUGCGAAUUUCGUUGUUAAAGAUUGAAAUAAGGUAAGG
Messenger RNA from Bradysia coprophila, 631 nucleotides. It is a transcript of the gene flip, whose product is annotated as ankyrin repeat and SAM domain-containing protein flippy. Gene Ontology annotation, molecular function: protein binding. NCBI's taxonomy places the organism in Eukaryota, Metazoa, Arthropoda, Insecta, Diptera, Sciaridae. The record is from RefSeq and is a predicted model, not a curated record.